AUGAAAAAGUCACAUCUGUCAAUCUGUUCGCCGUGCUUCUUGCAGUGUGGGAAUUCUGGAUACAUAAAAUAAUUUACAGAAUUUCUCGUAAAUUUCCUUAAUUUUCACUAGUAAAAUGGCAGAUUUGGGCGCUCCUGUACGCGUAUCUCCACUGAUCAAGUUCGGACGCUGGUCCUUCCUGGCCGUUGGGGUCGCGUACGGUGCCUACCAUCAGCAGCGCUUGGCCAAGCGGGAAGUCGGCAUCCGGGAAAUUGAAGCCCAACAGAAGGCCAUCCGAGACGCUAAACUGGCCGAGGAGAAGAAACGUAGCUCAGAAGCCGAAAACAAAGCUUUGGCCGAAUUGUCUGGCCCGGCGAAGAAGUGAGCAGUUGAAUAGUUUGCUUAGUCCUUUCUUUUUUAAUUCUAACAAAUUAAUCAGUUGUAAAUUAUUCGGUCGUUCUACCAAGAUCCAAAAGUCGUACAUCAUGGAAUAAAGAAAUUUUUGGUGACCAUA
Topomyia yanbarensis is the source of this 493-nucleotide messenger RNA. RefSeq names its product ATP synthase subunit e, mitochondrial (gene ATPsynE). The transcript has 3 exons. The record is from RefSeq and is a predicted model, not a curated record. Gene Ontology annotation, molecular function: proton transmembrane transporter activity. Bases 116 to 364 code for a protein of 82 amino acids. Lineage: Eukaryota; Metazoa; Arthropoda; Insecta; Diptera; Culicidae. Gene Ontology annotation, biological process: proton motive force-driven ATP synthesis.